This is a messenger RNA of Amphimedon queenslandica, 5091 nucleotides long. Its product is annotated as rho GTPase-activating protein 23-like. The record is from RefSeq and is a predicted model, not a curated record. Bases 100 to 4785 code for a protein of 1561 amino acids. Lineage: Eukaryota; Metazoa; Porifera; Demospongiae; Haplosclerida; Niphatidae. The transcript is spliced from 17 exons. Gene Ontology annotation, biological process: signal transduction. Gene Ontology annotation, molecular function: protein binding; phospholipid binding.
CAGCAUCUACUCUCAAUAAACAGGGAUAGCAGGAUAGAAGAGCAUAUUUUGGUAUCAGAAACGACUAGACAACAGCAGCUUUUCCUGGGCUGCUCUAGUAUGACCUCUUCCCCUGUCAUUAUAGUCAGCUAUGAGGGACGCGAGGGUCCCUUCAGAAUUAACGUCGGCCCAUCCCUAGAGCUCAGUGAUGAUGAUAUAGAGAAGGCCUCAGAGGAGCUCUGGGACUCUAUAAGAGCCUCGUUUCGCCUCUCCUCUGGCUCACGGUUCGCUCUACACGAGGCUGAGUCGGGUCGUAUAAUGUCCAAGGAGACGCUGCGAGAUCCCUCCUGCAUGCCCUCUUUCCCAAAGUACUGGUACUUGACUGUCGAUAAUGGCUACACUAGAGGCGAACUUUCUGCUGGAGUUGGGAAUAAUGUCUUCACAAGAUUUAGUGAAGACGAUGAAAAUUAUUCAACAUCAGUAGAUGUAUGUGAUCUGAAUGACCUUCUACUAAUGAACGAAUAUUCGACUGCAUUCACCCUGGAUGGAGAUGAUUUCAAUAUCGAAGGAGACGGAGAAAUAGAAGACAACGACGAUGAAGACUCGACUAGUUUUGGUUUAUUUCCUUCCCUGAUGGAGCUCUCAAUGGGGCGGAGUCCCUCUCCUGGCAGUUCAAGGGAAGACCUCACCACCAUGUCACUUAGCUGCAAUGAAGAGGGAGAUUUUGGUUUCAUCUUAAGACAUUUUACAGUUAUUGCUAAUGUACCACGUUCUGAGAAUUCUGGUAGUGAGGACAGCUCACAGAAUGAUUCCAGAAGUGCCUCGCGAUCCUCCACCCACUCCUCCUCUGAUCUCUUUGACACUCUGAGGAUGUCGACAUUGUUUGUACAUUCGGUACUUCCUGGGGGACCAGCUGAGCGAGCUGGACUGCAAACUGGUGACAUACUUUACUCAAUAAAUGGUCAAGUGGUUAGUGGCUGCACUACACAGGAUAUUUCCAGUAUAAUAUCAAAAAGUGGUCCCAGAUUGACACUUUGUGCUACUCCUGAGCAACACGAUGAUCUCCUAUUCUUAUACCCACAGUAUGUUCAAGGUGAGCCUGGUGAAUACUCACGGGCUUCAUCAGAGAAGAUACUAGUCACUGACUUGAUAGUAAAAAUGACACAAAAUGAAGAGGAAGAGGAGGAGGAGGAGGAGGAAGAAGAAGAAGAAGAAGAAGAUGUAGACUAUCAUCUCAAGCCUCCUCGUUUAUCCCGUCCCAUUUCAGCAGACGAGACACUCAUCCACCGCAUCACCUCUGAGCUAGACUCUUAUCUUCACGGCAGUGAUACUCUCUUACCCUCUCAACCGACCAACCAUAGCUCCAACAACUCCUUUGCAUCCGAAGGUUACAGCUCAUCCAAUGAUGACUUAUUAAUAUCCGGGUCCCUUGCCGAUAUUCCUGUAGUUCCCAGUCCCCUCAGACAGCGGAAGAUAUACACUCAAAAAGAUGGUAAUAAUUUCAUAGAUGGCUCCCCACAGGAUUGGCUGUCACAAGAGAACGAGAGAGUGGAGGAGAGAGAGGUCGUGUGGUUUCCCGGGGCAGCUGCUACUGAAGAAGAUGAUGAUGUCAAAGGAUUCACCUACUCACUCCCGGUGGGUAUGAACAAGACGAGUGACCCCUCCUCCUCCUCCCUCAUGUCUCAGAGUGGGGAGUAUGUCCCCCAGCCUGUUAGGAGCAACAGUCCAAGUAAAUUUGCUCGUAAAAUUAAACAGACCUUCAAGAACCUAACCGGGUCCGGCUCCUCUAAUUCCUCCUCUUCUCAUCGCAAGUUAUCAAAGACUAGCUCCCUGGGUGUAGCACAGGCCUGCUCUACGUCAGCUCUUGAUAAGCUAAGCGUGAAAGGUCCCACAGUCCCUUCCAGUCAAAGUAUAGGACAGAGGAGCUCUAGCACUGACCUUGGACGCAUUAAGAUUAAGGGAUCCUCUCUAGAGGCACUUACUAAAGUAGGGAACUCGAUUGAGAACCUAACACUAGCAGAGAAACAGAGACAGAGAGUUACUAAUAAACACACCACAGAACAACCUCCGGUAGCACGCCCAGCACUAGCUACACGUAGACUACAGUAUCCAGUAGUGGUACCUCCUCUGAAAUCAACCAGUGCCCCUACUAAUGGCUCUGAUGAAUCCCAGGGCAACAACCUCUCUGGGGAGAGUAGUAAUGGAGUGACUCCUGCUAAAGGUGGUAGGAGUCACGCUGGGGGACGCUCUUAUCGUAAUCAAAGAGAGAGGCUACACCAGACUAGGUCUAGAGGAGGCGUAGAGGAGAAGGACGUGCCUCCUAUCACUCAGGCUGGAUCAAACUCUUCUGCUCGGAGGAUCUCACGUGAAAACCUUCCCGUCCCAACUGAUACUCGCUCAUUCUCAAAGAUGGGAGCAGAGAGACGAUACCAGAGGAGCACCUCAGUAUCAACACAACUAACUGAUGAUUCAUCAGAUACAAUAACACUACGUGGACACUCUCAAGACAGUUUUGUACUAGCUGGUGGUAACACUACAGGGGUGACUGUGGCUACUAAGUCACCACUCUUCACGGACAGAAGAAAAGGACUUAUAUUUAAUACUAGUGAUGAUAGAGGGAGUGUAUCACUGAGUGAUGAUGAGAGACUGCAUCAUGUUGAAGAGGAUCACCCUAGGUCACAGUCCUUCACUGGAUCAGUUGAUUUAUCAGCUACUGGCUCUUCUUAUCACAGAGGGAAGCUACUCUCUACUCAGAAUAAAAUCAGUGAAGAGAAUGAAGGAGGAGGGAGAGGGAAAAUACCAGCACGGAAAACCUUCUCUUUUGAUGAGAGGAAGCCAGUGGGGAAAAUUAAUUCUGUGUUCCAUGGUCCUAUUCACAAGAAGCAGGAGAGAGCUCAAGGAGGCAGGAAACCCUCAGAGAGGUCCUGGAAGUCAAUCUAUGCUGCAAUCCAAGGACACUGGAUGGUGUUCUAUGGGAGUGUACAAGAUGCACUGACAGGACAACGUCUUACUAAUGAGCCAUCGCUUGAUCUCAGACAGUGUGUUGUCACUGUCCUACCGAGAAAGAAGCAUACUUUCAGACUUACCUUUGUGACUGGAUCAGAGUGUCUCAUUCAGGCUGAGAAUGAGGAAGCCAUGAUGAGAUGGAUGAGGAUCAUUCACAACUUAAACAGGCACAUUCAGCGACUUGGACCACUCCCUCCUACUCUGCUCACUAGACCAUCUCAAGAAGAGCCUUCAAAGACUAAAAAAGAAAAGACCAAAAUACGUAGAACUAGAACACCACAGCCGCCAAAGAAAUCUGAUAAAGACAAACGUUCUCGUGAGGUUCUUCUUGAAAGAUUGAAAAGGACUCUCAAUCCAGCAAGGAAGGACUCUGAAGUUGAUAAUGUUGAUGCAGUCUUUGCUAAUACCUUUGGCUUGCCAAUAGAAGAGUGUCCCUUCUCUGAUGAUAACAAAUAUGUACCACUAGUCAUGACAGUGUGUCUGACAGAGCUGGAGUCAAAGUGGUUGGAUACUGAGGGGUUGUAUCGACUAGCUGGUCCUAUCGGACAGGUUAGGGUUCUUGCUGAAGAGCUCAACAAAGGGCGCUUUGACCUUUUAAGAGAUCAGAAUGAUCCUCACGUUCUCACUGCUAUACUCAAGAAGUUUCUUAAAGAACUGCCCAACCCGAUUGUGCCUAACGGUCAGUAUGGUGCAUUCAUAUCUGCUGCUCGUGACAUUGAUGUAGAGCAAAGAGAAGAGAGAAUGAAGGAGCUGAUCAAGAACCUACCAGAGCUACACUAUUAUACUCUUGGCUAUCUGAUCAGGCAUCUCAACAGGGUAGAGGCUCACAGCACAGUUAAUAAAAUGGCUUUGCGUAAUCUGUGCUUAGUGUUUGGGCCUACUAUUGUGAGGAAGGCAAUCAGUGAGGAGAACAAUACACUUGUAGCUGAUAUGAAUUAUACUUACACGGUGGUGGAUUUCUUAAUGAAAAAGGUUGAUGAGUUGUUUACUCCUAUACCAACUGAUUUCAUUGAUGGGCCAUCAGUCACUCGAGGAGGAGAUGGAGUAUAUUCUCAGUCUCAGGCAGACAAUAGGAACAAUAUGCUACUAAAGAGAGGACUAAGUGAUACUACAUUUACUGAGAAGAAUAAGAGCACUGCAACACGUAUACCAAGAAGGAGCUAUGAUGAAUCAAACACCAGGAUUGGUAGUAUGUACAGCAGUCAGGAUCAUGGUAGUGUUGGUGGUGUUGGUCUCAGUGUUGAUGAGUACUGGUUCAGUCAGGACAGCAGAACCAACAGACCUCACAAGAAACGACUAGCAAAGAGCAGACUGAUCCUAACUUCAAACAAUGACGACCAAAUCAAGGACAUACCCUCACCACUAGAGCAUCCAUCUCACUCCUCUCCUCACCUACACAGGCAGGCCGUUAAAUCAAAGAUCAAUCGAAAAAUAAGUUAUAAUCACGCUAUGGAGGGUGCCUCCUUGCUGCCCUCUCCGCUAAGUUCUGUGGGUCUGUUAGACGAUGAGCCAUUCAGCCAUCAAGGGCUACACAGUACAGGCCACCCUGUCCUUACCUCAUCUCCUCAUCACAAAUACCACCAGCAGACCAGACCUAAGCUUUCAUCUCAUCCAGCUCCUCGUCCAACUGGGGGACGUCCUGUGGGCUAUUCUGAAGUACAUCGGAGACAUCGGUACUCCAUAAACGAUUCACGUCCACCAACGACAGAGAUAUUUGGUCCAUCGUCUGGUAACUGGAACAAUAGUUCUAUACCGGGGAAUAAAGGGCCUCGUAGAUCAGUCCCUGAAUCAGCUUUAUGAAGACCUCAUUGUUAUUAUUAUUAUUGUUGUUGUUUUUGUUGUUGUCUUGUUGAUCAUUAUUAUUAUAGCUCCAAUAUAACACUUACUGCGACACAUUGACUGACAGUGAUAAUAAUUUCAAAUUUUAUGUUGUGUGUGUGUUCUUGUGACCAACCCACUAACUGGCACUUAUUUAAAAUGCAUCAUUAUAGUGUUCCUCUCUCUCUCUCUCUCAUUAAUCACAUCUAGCAAAACUGUUGAAUUUUAUUGUAUACAGUCAUUUUGUGUAAUGUUUUUAACAAAAUUAUUGUGUUUUAUUAUUUAAAA